CAGCAUCUAACCAUGCAGCAGCUCAACUCAUCAAACAGCUCGCUUACCUCUCCUGUCUCAACUGAAAACCUGAUUGCCAGUAGUGUGCUGGCAGUUUGCUUCAUACUGGGAGUCCCUGCUAACAUAGCAGUAAUGGUACGUCUUUCUGGAUGGCUGAAGGAAGACAGUUUCACCCCGAGACUGAUGCUUAGCCUGGCCGUAUCAGAUCUGCUCACUCUGCUUUUUCUGCCAGUUUGGAUUUGGGCUCUUCUGCAUGGCUGGGUCUUUGGCUUGGUCCUGUGUAAGCUUCUCUCCUAUUUGGUGUACUUAAGCCUGUACUCUAGCAUGCUGUGUGUGAUUGUGAUGAGUGUGCAGCGAUACAUGCAAGUGCUACAUCCUCAGAAAUGGAACAAGCUUGGCAGAAAAGGAAAGAAGAUCCUUGUGAGUGGGAUUUGGAUCCUAAGUGGAGUAUUAUCGUCCUAUGCUCUCGUACAGCGCAAUCCAAGCUUGAACAGGGAAGGACACCUUCAGUGCAAACGAUGCUAUCGUAAUGAUGUUGAAAGAGUGGCUACUUUAAUCUGGGAGAUUACAGUUUUUGUAGUUUUGUUCCCCACACUGACUUACUUCUACUUUCAUCUUUACCGAGGAGUUAAUAACUCAGCUUUCUUUAGCAGUCAGUCAUUGACAAAGCUGGUGACCAGAAUCGUGGCAUGUUUCUUUGUUUUUUGGAUCCCGUUACAAAUCUCCAACAUUGUGAUCAUCGCUGCUGCGUUGCUUGGGAAUUACAAUCUGUUAAAAUCUGCAGAAUCAGGAGACAAUAUUACUGCAGCUCUGACUUUCAUUAACAGUUGUGUGAACCCCUUUCUGUACGCCUUCUCUGCUCGGGCUGUAUGUCAGCACACAGAUGGAACAGAAAAUGCCUAGUUACUUCAUGAUGUAGAGGCUUGAGCGAUUGUAUGUAUUUUUUUUGUGUGUAUUUUUUUUAUUUUAAUUUACCUAAUAAAAUUUGGAUAAUGCUAUAGCAUAAUUGCCUGAAACAAAGGAGUAAGUCUUACACUAAAGAUAAAGUC
Pangasianodon hypophthalmus (striped catfish) is the source of this 1049-nucleotide messenger RNA. RefSeq names its product leukotriene B4 receptor 1-like. Gene Ontology annotation, biological process: immune response; G protein-coupled receptor signaling pathway. Bases 13 to 903 code for a protein of 296 amino acids. NCBI's taxonomy places the organism in Eukaryota, Metazoa, Chordata, Actinopteri, Siluriformes, Pangasiidae. Gene Ontology annotation, cellular component: membrane. The transcript has a single exon. The record is from RefSeq and is a predicted model, not a curated record. Gene Ontology annotation, molecular function: G protein-coupled receptor activity.